Paraglomus brasilianum is the source of this 1632-nucleotide messenger RNA. The record is from the annotation of a GenBank genome assembly. Lineage: Eukaryota; Fungi; Glomeromycota; Glomeromycetes; Paraglomerales; Paraglomeraceae.
AUGGACACGUUCAGCGAAUUAGCAGUUUUGCAGACCAAGGUGCAAAGAGAUUCUGCUUACAGUAAAAAUUAUGCAGAAAUGCUGGAUUUAGUUAACGAGCUAAACGAGCGACUACGGCUUGCAGCCGAACAAGGCGAACAAAGGAAUAUAGAGAGACAUUUAAAACGAGGACAGCUUUUAGCGCGCGAUAGAGUGGAAUUGUUGCUCGACGAGGAUUCGCCAUUCUUGGAACUUUGUCCUCUUGCCGGUUGGGGUCGUGAUCGUAUGACACUUGGGGGAUCUGUUGUUGCUGGUAUUGGACUUGUCUGCGGCGUCGAGUGUAUGAUUACUGCUAAUGUGCCUACGAUGUACGGCGGUUCUUCUAACGAAGUUAGCGUCUCUAAAGCUGCGCGAAUGAAUGCGAUUGUUUGGGAAAACCGGCUUCCCCUGGUUCAAUUAAUUCAGACGGGCGGGGCAAGGCUCGAUCAACAAUCACAAGUAUAUCAUCCUGGUGGGGCACAAUUCAGGCAUCUUGCUGAAAGAUCCAAAGCUGGGUUGCCUACUUGUAGUGUAGUCUUUGGGAGUUCAACAGCUGGUGGUGCAUAUUCACCGGGCAUGAGUGACUAUGUUAUCAUGGUGAAGAACCAAGCACAAGUGUUUCUUGGCGGACCACCCCUAGUUAAAAUGGCAACCGGUGAAGUUACAGAUGCAGAGAGCCUUGGAGGGGCUGAUAUGCAUUGCAGAAUAUCAGGCAUGUGCGUCUCGGACCAGUUGGCACAAGAUGAGUACGACGCUAUCAGAAAAGCGCGCGAGUUUGUUGCUAAUCUUAAUUGGAGCAAACAGGGAAAGUUACCGAGUAGACAUCUUUCCCCUAUUAUCGAAGAACCGCUUUAUGAUAUAGAUGAGUUGCUAGGAAUAGUACCUGCUAAUUUGCGCAUUCUUUUUGACGCCAAUGAAGUUAUUGCGCGUUUGGUUGAUGGAUCACGAUUUACUGCAUUCAAGCCUUUGUAUGGACCAAAUCUCGUUACUGGAUGGGCAUACAUUCAUGGCAUACCCGUUGGUAUUCUGGCAAACAAUAAUGUCCUUUUCACACAAGAGGCUAACAAAGCUACGCAAUUCAUACAACUAUGUAAUAUGAAAAAUACACCACUACUUUUUUUACACAAUAUAACUGGAUUUAUGGUCGGAAAGAAAUAUGAAGAGGAAGGUAUUAUCAAAGCCGGUGCUCGUUUUAUUAAUGCUGUAAGCAACAGUCAAGUCCCUGCGAUAUCUAUAGUUAUGGGUGCUUCAUAUGGUGCUGGAAACUAUGCAAUGUGUGGGAGGGCUUAUAAUCCAAGGUUUAAUGUCGAUGGCUAUCAGAACAAAUGCUCCGUUAUGGGACCGGAGCAGUUAUCAGGUGUUAUGGAUUUCAUUAUGCGAGAGGCUGCGUCAAGGGCGAAGAGAGCUAUUGAUGAAGAAGCCGCUGAGGCAAGGAAGAAUAUGAUACGAGCAGUCGUUGAAGAAGAGUCAGAUGUAUAUUGGACAAGUUCUCGAGUAUUAGAUGAUGGGGUUAUUGAUCCAAGGAUGACUCGGACUAUCGUGGGAUUCUGUUUAAGCGUUAUUUAUAACAGCGAUGUAAAGGGGGGUAAUCUCUAUGGCGUAAGCCGCAUGUGA